This is a messenger RNA of Eleginops maclovinus (Patagonian blennie), 7009 nucleotides long. RefSeq names its product adaptor related protein complex 1 subunit gamma 1 (gene ap1g1). Gene Ontology annotation, molecular function: clathrin-cargo adaptor activity. The transcript has 23 exons. Lineage: Eukaryota; Metazoa; Chordata; Actinopteri; Perciformes; Eleginopidae. The coding region runs from base 134 to 2593 and encodes 819 amino acids. The record is from RefSeq and is a predicted model, not a curated record. Gene Ontology annotation, cellular component: membrane coat; Golgi apparatus; AP-1 adaptor complex. Gene Ontology annotation, biological process: Golgi to vacuole transport; intracellular protein transport.
ACCAUUUUGCAUGUCUAGUGUGUUCCUCCCUCCAUUGCUAAUAGAGACGAUUCCAGAUAUUUUCUGGCAUCAUUACGGCUAACCCCGGUGCAACCAGUGCCAACCUGUACCUUUCCUCAUCGUUUUCCAGAGAAUGCCAGCUCCGAUCAGACUGCGGGAGCUGAUCCGGACUAUCCGGACAGCAAGGACCCAGGCAGAGGAGCGUGAGAUGAUCCAGAAAGAGUGCGCUGCUAUCCGCUCGUCCUUUAGAGAGGAAGACAACACUUACCGUUGCAGAAAUGUGGCAAAGCUACUGUAUAUGCACAUGUUGGGCUACCCGGCACACUUUGGGCAGCUGGAGUGCCUGAAGCUGAUUGCGUCCCAGAAGUUCACCGACAAACGAAUAGGUUAUUUGGGAGCUAUGCUGCUGUUGGACGAGAGGCAGGAUGUCCACCUACUAAUGACAAACUGCAUUAAGAAUGACUUGAAUCACAGCACACAAUACGUCCAGGGCCUGGCUUUGUGCACUUUGGGCUGCAUGGGUUCCUCAGAAAUGUGUCGCGAUCUAGCCGGGGAGGUCGAGAAGCUGCUCAAAACCUCCAACUCGUACUUGAGGAAAAAAGCGGCGUUGUGUGCGGUUCAUGUCAUCAGGAAGGUUCCAGAACUUAUGGAAAUGUUCCUUCCAGCUACAAAAAACCUGCUGAGCGAGAAAAACCAUGGUGUUCUCCAUACAUCCGUUGUCCUCCUCACUGAGAUGUGUGAAAGAAGUCCUGACAUGCUGUCCCACUUCAGAAAGCUGGUUCCACAGUUGGUGAGAAUCCUGAAGAACCUCAUCAUGUCGGGAUACUCUCCUGAGCAUGAUGUGUCUGGAAUAAGCGACCCUUUCCUGCAGGUCCGGAUAUUGAGACUACUGCGAAUUUUAGGCAAGAGUGAUGAUGACUCCAGUGAAGCAAUGAAUGACAUCCUUGCACAGGUUGCAACGAACACAGAGACGAGUAAAAAUGUAGGCAAUGCGAUUCUAUACGAGACUGUACUGACCAUAAUGGACAUCAAGUCGGAAAGUGGACUUAGGGUCUUGGCCAUUAACAUCCUUGGUCGCUUCCUUCUUAACAAUGACAAAAAUAUAAGAUAUGUGGCAUUGACAUCUCUACUAAAGACGGUACAGACGGACCACAAUGCAGUGCAGAGGCAUCGGAGCACCAUUGUGGAUUGUUUAAAGGACCUGGACGUGUCCAUCAAGAGACGUGCAAUGGAGCUGAGUUUCGCUCUGGUGAACGGGAACAACAUCAGGGGCAUGAUGAAGGAGCUGCUCUAUUUCCUGGACUCCUGUGACCCGGAAUUCAAAGCAGACUGUGCGUCAGGAGUCUUUCUAGCUGCAGAGAAGUAUGCCCCUUCGAAAAGAUGGCACAUAGACACCAUUAUGAGAGUCCUGACAACGGCAGGGAGCUACGUGCGAGACGAUUCAGUCCCCAACCUCAUCCAGCUCAUCACCAACAGCGUGGAGAUGCAUGCCUACACGGUGCAGAGACUUUACAAAGCCCUGUUGGACGACAUCUCGCAGCAACCUCUGGUGCAGGUGGCGUCCUGGUGCAUAGGAGAGUACGGAGACCUGCUCGUAUCCGGACAGUGUGAGGAGGAGGAACCCAUCCAGGUGACUGAGGAUGAAGUCCUUGACGUGCUGGAAGGCCUCCUGGUGUCCAACUUGUCCACUCCUGUGACCCGGGGUUAUUCCCUCACUGCCAUCAUGAAGCUGUCUACUCGCUUCAGCAGUGUUAACCGAAUCAAGAAGGUGGUCUCAAUAUAUGGCAGUAGCAUCGACGUGGAGCUUCAGCAGCGAGCUGUGGAGUACAACGCUCUUUUCAAGAAAUACGACCACAUGAGGCCAGCUCUCCUCGAGCGAAUGCCCAUUAUGGAAAAAACGGCUACUAAUGGCCCCACAGAGAUUGUGCAGACGAACGGGGAGACAGAGCCCUCUGUUGUGGAAACGAAACACCUACCACCUGUCACCCAGCCAGCCAAUCAGGCUAAUGAUUUAUUAGACCUGCUGGGUGGUAAUGAUGUGCCAGUAAUCCAGACCACCAUGCCCACCAAGCCUGCCUCAGCUGGAGGAGAGCUGCUGGAUCUGCUGGGCGACCUCUCACUAAGUGGUGGCCCUACCCCAGCUCCUGCUCCCUCUGUUCCCACCUCCCAACCCUCUUUCCUCCUGGAUGGCCUCACCUCACAGCCCCUGUUUAAUGACAUAGCAACUGCAGCUAUUCCUCCGAUGACAGCAUACCACAAGAACGGCCUAAAAAUAGACUUCACAUUUGAGAGAGCUAAUCCCAAUCCAAACGUCGCCGUCAUCACCAUCCAUGCUUCCAACUCGACAGAGGCGGACAUGACAGAGUUUGUUUUUCAGGCUGCAGUACCAAAGACAUUCCAGCUGCAGCUCCUCUCCCCUAGCAGUAAUGUUGUCCCAGCACUCAACCAGGGAACUGUCACACAGGUCAUCAGAGUCCUCAACCCACAGAAGCAACAGCUACGAAUGCGGAUCAAGCUGACGUACACCCUCAAAGGCUCGCCUGUGCAAGACCUGGCUGAGGUUAAUAACUUCCCCCCUCAGUCCUGGCAGUGAUGAGCUGCUUCUGUUGCUCUUAAAAACCCCCACCAAGGGAACUAUGAAAAAGAUUUUCCUUUCACCGCCCUCCUUUCUUCCGACGGAUCCCCCUGUGACGUCACUGCAGUCGGCUGCCCUCGAGUUGCAUGGGAAACAGCAGAGCAUCUAACACAGGAGAGAAAUACAGAUGUUACGAAGACCCUAUUGACUAUUGACAUCACCAGAAUAAUUGGGACAACAUAUCAAUCAAUGAACUUUCUCUUUUUUUUUCUUCUUAAUUGGUUCCCAUGAUGUCUUUUGUGUAGUAAUAUACCCUCCACCCAAAAGCAUUGCCACACACAAAAGCACACAUGCAUGCCAUUUACUGUGGCACACCUCUCCUCUCAAGUCACUGUAGGGAAAACACGUUGUCCACUAUAAGCACUGCAGUAACCAUAGUUUUAAUUUAUAAUUUAGCUCCAAUGCAGUUGAAGCAUUUUGCUCCUUUGGUAUUUAUGAUUGGCUUCAGUACAUUUGAUGGCAGCAGAAAACGCUUUGAAAGCUCUCUUUAGUGCAGUUGUAAACCCCUUUUGACUCUCUUCCCCAUGAGUGAUAUAACUUGUCAGAGUUGUAUUCAUUUUGAAUUACAUUAAUUUGCUUAAAGCAUGUUUGAGCAUUUGUAGGAUCACAAUCACACCGGACUCGAGCUCGGCGGGGACCUUCAGGUUCUGGUAGUAGGCGUCUUUAUCCUAUGUUUCUAUAGGAAGCAGUCUACAUCUGUUUUCUCACAAUAAGAGCAUAAACACAUCCAGCAUGCCCAGUUUGAUCACCUGUGACUGGUUUUUCAGAGAAUGUGCUCCCGUUUCCGCACACAGCUCUCCUGAAAUCAUCUCAUCUGUAGCUUUAGUUAAAGAUCUGUAUAAUAAAUCCAGCGGUUAAUUGCUUUGCAUAGUUUGGGGAGGUUUAUUCAUUAGGAUCGAUCUGAAAUGUAUCUGAAGAUAAGCUGAUCACAUUUGUGCAUAUAAACUUUUCCUGCAUUUGUCUCUUCGGAUACGUUUCAGAUGUGUUUCACCUGGCUGAGCUUAGUCACCAUGCACAUACAUGUAAAUGAAGCCUGUUAUGAAUGUAGUUACAUGCACUGAAUGCUUUUUCCUUCCCUCAAGUCUUCUUUCUCAUGGCUGUCUUCUUUAGGGAUGUUCAUCUUAAUGGCACUAUUUUUGUGAAGUAUGUUUUAUUUCUGCAGUAAUUUGACUUGAUUAUUUAUGCCUGAUAUCAAAGUGAUGUGCCUUUCUGACUUGGCUAGAUAAAAGCCCCUCAACUAUUGAGUUCUGUAUGAGCUUCGUUUGUAAGUCUGCUGGUGUGCUGAUCGUGUUUUCAAUCUGAGGGAAAUGGUCUUAAUGAUUUUGAAUUGGUAUAUCACCUCAUAUAUUAAGUUAAUCCUUCUCACUUAUUCGUCUCAUAAUUAGGGAAUAAUCAGUCACCAACUUAUACUGGGCUACCUUGAAUAACUAUUAAUUAUAGCUACACAAUCUUGAUUGCUUUUCCCUAAACUGUGUGGCAGACUUCCUAUUACAAAUGCCUGUUGGAUGAUACUAAUAAAAAAAUCCUAAAGCAAAUCUCAAAGAUUAUGGCAGCUAAAUAGAUGUAAACAUUUGAUAGGCUGCCAUCAAAGUGUUAUUAAAGUGGUAUAAAGUACUGAAGUGUAAUCUCACUAAGGUUCCCCGUCAGACAGAUGUUGAAGUGUGAGUUUGCACCACGUGUUGAGGUACUGUGACAGGUCGCUCUGUGGUGACUGUUCGUAAGAGUUCUUGGCUCUCGUCUUCAAAUCAGAAUUCUGACCGUGCUGUCGUGGACAGUAACCUUAAUACCUCGCAAUGUUAUCUCUUUCUGCUCACUUUCAGUUGUGUUGGGUUGACCGCUUUGUUUGGUCCUACAUUGCAAUCAAGGGGAGCAUCGGCACGAGAGAAACUCAUGUCGGUUUGUUCCUCUCAUUACUUCAGACGAGCAGCCCUGCGAUGCUGUGUUGAGAUCCUCAGAUGUUCAAUCAGGCUGUAUAUUUCUUUUCACUAUGCUUCACUAUCUCCUUUCAUCUGUGACCAAAUCAGAGAGACUAUUAGCUUUGGAAAUAUUUUUGAGCUAUGAUAUGUGUAUAUGGAGGAAAUUUAUUUCAGUUGUUCUGUUGACAAAUGCUAUAUUGGCUUUUUUUCUGUACAUAUUGAGGGCUUUUACAAUUUUGUCUCUUGUCUUUCAUCAUUUUUUCUAAAAUUACCAAUUAUUCACAAUGUAUAUUGUCUAAAUUAAUCUAGUCACCAUUAGUCUAUAAAGACUUCCCUGUAUCAUCACUCAUUCAUUGUAAAAGAUAUAUGAUCUGCUGCCUGUACAUUGUAUAUAGUUGUAAAACAAACUAAAGCUGAUCAAAUUAAAUAAAACCAACAUGAAGACUUAAAAGAUUAGCUAGGAAGUAUAAUUGUAUGCAUAUAUGUACAAAAAGAACCUUAAAAGGAUGCAAUUGAGCUGCAUUUGAUUGACUAUUCUUCCUACUCCAUUCAUGAUCGGAUGUGUCAUCUUUACUUCUUUUACAAAGAUGGUAGGCUGCUUGUCGGGGUCCUGUUGGAUGUUGAAAUGAGGGUAGAUCUAUCUUAACUGAUGUCUGAAUGAUGCACUGUACUACUGAGAAACCUAAGCACAGUGUUUCACAGCAACUGAAGUGGCACCUUUUCUUCAUCUGCUUCCCUGCCCCUAAACGCCUCAUGUAUCCACGCCCUCCUUCGAAGAGGAGCAGGGUUCUUGUCUCGGUGUAACUCUUUCUUUGGGUCUAAUGUGUUGUUCAGUGUUCUGCACUCUUGACAAUUUCAACUGUCAAACUCUCCUCGACCUACAAAGUCAUUUGUGAAAUGAUGCCCGUGGUUCUGGCAUGAAAGCUGUCGUGGAUGCCUGGUAACCUUUUUGUCUGCCGUGUAGCACUUUUUCUAAAAGCAUUGUGUCUCGACUAAUGCCACUACACUAGGAGAAUUUUAACCUCACUGUGAUUUAUUUUUUCCCAGUUAGGUCAGUAGAUUUCAAUUGGAACAGAGAUUUGUCUGAAAAGGAGCUGAUAGAAGUUUUAUUAUUUGUGGUUCCAGAUGUGUAUGUUGGAGCAGCAGUAUCCUUUCAAUGUCUGGGUCCGAACAGUACCUGGCUUUCUUUUAUUACUCUCUUAUCGCUUAUGAUAUUUGCUUCUGCGUGGCAGACCUCUUCAGUUUCUCUUUGCACUAGCUGAUACUAAAGGCGGAGCUGUAACGCGUCAUGUCUGAGCCCCUAUUGCUUUAAAUUCAACUUUACAUUGCGGUUAAUCAUGGCAGGGUAUGAGAGAGGAAGGCAAUGGGUUGUUGUUGUUUUUUGUUACAUUUAUGAUUUUGUGUUCAUAGUGUGCUGCUUUACCAGCCCCAAACAAGCCUGUGCUACAAGCUAAAAACCACAAGAGGGAGCUGUGCAAAACAGAUGGAAAAGGAAGUUUCUUACAUCUAAUCCUGAAUGUUUUGGUUGGUGUUGUUUGUAUUGUCUUAUUCAACAAGUAUGUAUCCAUGUUAAUCACAUCUGAUCAGCUCUUUCGGUGAUACUGUAAAUCCAUGCAGUUUCUAAAUGUACAAAUGGAAAUAAUGAACCCAACAUAAGUGCUUUGGACAUUGUAACUCAAAAGGAAGAAAAAGAAACGGAAACAAAUACCCAUCAGCGGUGUGAUCAGCGUUUGAGUUGAUAUUAAAGAGUGUGUGUGCGUGUGGUGUGUGUGUGUGAGAGAGAAUGAGUGCGAAACAGAGAGAGAAAAUAAUCAUGCUGAGAAGAGCGUGAUGGCGUGCGACAUGUCUUUUAUCUAGAUAGGACAUGAUUUUUGGCUGCAAUUUCAACUUUCAGCUUCUGAGCUGCAUGUGAAACCCAGUGUAAAUAACGUCAUUUCUACACUUGACCCGAGACUCUUUUUGAAAUGCAAGAAAAGUUUGAAUUAUAAAGUCUGUCACACCAGAUUCAUGGGUACUAACAUGUACAAUAGGAAGUUGUUCAAAUAGCACUCACAAUGCUGUUAUUGUUUUUAAGAGUGAUGAAAAUGCACAUCCGUCGUUUGGAUAAUUGGAUACCUAAUUUUUUUAUGGCUUAAUCAGUGUGUAAAGGGCUUGGGAGAGCAUCUGUAUUGCCACCCAUGUUCACUUUCCCUGUUGAAUCAAAAAAGUGCAUCCAUCGUAUUUUGAAAACAAAAUCUGUUUGUAACCCCCCAGCUUGUCCUGACUGUGAAACAAUGUGGUGUCUGAUUUGUUGGGGGAGGGUGGAGGCAUGAGGUUCACUUCUUUCAGUCAACUUUGACAUGUUGAACUGAAUCUCAGUUCCAUGGCUUCAAGGUGAGUGUGUAUGUCAGACUGAAAGUAUGAAAUGAUGAUUAAAGAUGAAAAGUUGUAAACUAUUAAAUGGGAUAUUUUCAAUUUA